Salvelinus sp. IW2-2015 is the source of this 1446-nucleotide messenger RNA. Its product is annotated as androgen receptor. The record is from RefSeq and is a predicted model, not a curated record. Gene Ontology annotation, cellular component: nucleus; chromatin. Gene Ontology annotation, biological process: nuclear receptor-mediated steroid hormone signaling pathway; positive regulation of transcription by RNA polymerase II; male gonad development. Gene Ontology annotation, molecular function: nuclear receptor activity; estrogen response element binding. NCBI's taxonomy places the organism in Eukaryota, Metazoa, Chordata, Actinopteri, Salmoniformes, Salmonidae.
CACACACACACAAACACGUUUGUUUUACUAUCCUUGUGGGGCCCAAACAAUUGAUUCCCAUUCAAAAUCCUAUGUUCCCUAACUGUAACUCUUACACCUAACCCCUAACCCUAAAAUAGCCUUUUCUCUUGUGGGUACUGGAGAAAUGUCCCCACAUCUGAAUUGUCCUUGUUUUACUAUCCUUGUGAGGACUUCUGGUCCCCACAAGGACUUCUGGUCCCCACAAGGACUUCUGGUCCCCACAAGGACUUCUGGUCCCCCACAAGGACUACUGGUCCCCCACAAGGACUUCUGGUCCCCCACAAGGACUUCUGGUCCCCCACAAGGACUUCUGGUCCCCACAAGGACUUCUGGUCCCCGGGGGGACUACAGUUAUCCACCGUUUCCCCACAGGCUAAAUGCUGUGCUGCCCGGCAGGCUCCCGCUCUUGGCCUCUCCCCCAGCCUGCGCCCCUCCCUCCUCAACGUCCUGAGUUCCAUCGAGCCAGGAGUGGUCAACGCAGGCCAUGACACCUCCCAGCCAGACUGUUUCGCCUCCCUACUGUCCAGCCUCAAUGAGCUGGGAGAGAGACAACUGGUGUCUGUGGUGAACUGGGCUAAAGCCAUGCCAGGUUUCAGAGAGCUGCAUGUAGAAGACCAGAUGUCAGUGAUCCAGUCUUCAUGGUUGGGGUUGAUGGUUUUCGCUCUGGGCUGGAGGUCUUACACAAACACAGACGCUAGAGAGCUCUACUUCGCUCCUGACCUCAUCUUCAACGAUCAGAGGAUGCGUGUGUCCAGUAUGUAUGAGCACUGUGUCCAAUUCCGUCUGCUGUCCCAGAGGUUCUGUGUGCUCAGAGUCACCCAGGAAGAGUUCCUCUGUAUGAAGGCUCUGCUCCUCUUCAGCAUCAUCCCUGUGGAGGGUCUGAGGAAUCAGAAGUGUUUUGACGAGCUGAGGAUCUCUUACAUCAAGGAGCUGGUUCGUCUGGCCAGCCAACACGGAGAAAAACACCACACACAACGUCUGUUCCAGCUAACACAACUACUCGACUUCCUACACCCGAUUGUGAGGAAGCUGCACCAGUUCACCUAUGAUCUGUUUAUCCAGGCCCAGUCUCUGCCCACCAGAGUCAGCUAUCCAGAGAUGAUCUCUGAGAUCGUCAGCGUUCACGUGCCCAAGAUACUCACAGGCAUAGUUCAGCCAAUCCUCUUUCACAAUGCACCUUGCUAGAGGGUCAUCUCAUCACAAUGCACCUUGCUAGAGGGUCAUCUCAUCACAAUGCACCUUGCUAGAGGGUCAUCCUAUCACAAUGCACCUUGUUAGAGGGUCAUCCUAUCACAAAACACCCUGCUAGUGGUUCAACCUAUCACAAAACUUCCUGCUACAGGUUCAACAUAUCACAAAGCUUCCUGUUACAGGUUCAACCCAGGGCAGGCCCUAGGCACAAGUAACUUUUUUUUAAUGGGGGGG